UGGAGGGGCUCUUACUAGGCAUUGAGAAGGGCUGUCACUGAUUCAGGCAGUCCAACUCCCUUGAAAGUCUCUGCCUUUAGACUGCACACAAAGGAAAGAAUGCCAGCAAACCUCUCUCGAUUUCUGCAAGCUUCUUAAAGGGGUCUCUGCACAUUCCAGCAACACAGCUGCAUCUCCGAUACCCUCAGUGCAUCAGAGUAUAUAGCUUCUCCUCCUUCACCGGGCUUUCGAGCUGUCAGGGAGAAAGCCAGGGGGAUCCUGAUGAAGUGCAGUGUUGUGCAGGAGCUGACAAAGAGGUAGAUGGAUAUCCUUGGUCUCCUGAGAUUUGCCUGUGAUUAGAUGUUCCUUGAGCUCCCCAGCUUUGCAUCAUCAGCAUUUCAUGGUCCAGGGGGUGCUCCAGACACAUCUUGCAGUAUGCCUGCAUUGAUUUAAAUCCAGCAACUAGAGGCAAGCCAGCACUGAAACGGAGUGGAUACUGCUGCUUUGGGUUAACCAUGAAGAUGCAGGCUCAGUAUUUCUGAAAGCAACUGACCUCAUGGAGAGUUCUUUGUAAGCACUAGGAAAUUUCUUUGCAGAAAAAGGGGAAAAAUUGGGGAAAGAGGCUUCCAUUCUUUUCAUUAAUACUAGAGCAACUUCAGACCUUGGCUUGACUCCUGGUAUAUCAGAGACAUCUGUGCUCACUUCCAACCUGCAUCGAGAUCCAGGUACUUGAGUUGGAGUGCACCUUUGAGGACUCCUGGGCUAAGAACUGACAUCUUCAGCUCCUUGUGGUUCUCCUUUCUGGUCCAAAGGAAGUUUUGUCCGUUCUAUAAAGGAAACCUUGGCAAGGCAGAAAUGCAAGUCUCCAUAGCAUGCACAGAGCACAACCUCAAGAACCGGAAUGGGGAGGACAGACUCAUCAGCAAACAGAACACCAGUAACCCAAAUGCUGUCAAUGCUGCCCGGGCAAAAUUCCGGACAGUGGCAAUCAUUGCUCGCAGUUUGGGAACCUUUACCCCUCAGCACCAUAUAUCUUUAAAAGAGUCCACUGCCAAGCAGACUGGCAUGAAAUAUAGAAACCUUGGGAAAUCUGGAUUAAGAGUUUCAUGUCUGGGACUAGGAACGUGGGUCACAUUUGGAGGUCAGGUUUCUGAUGAGAUUGCUGAACAGCUAAUGACGAUUGCCUAUGAGAGUGGAGUAAAUCUGUUUGACACAGCAGAGGUAUAUGCAGCUGGAAAAGCGGAGGUGAUUUUGGGAAACAUAAUAAAAAAGAAAGGCUGGAGGAGGUCAAGUCUGGUCAUUACAACAAAACUCUACUGGGGAGGAAAAGCUGAAACAGAAAGAGGACUUUCAAGAAAACACAUUAUUGAAGGAUUAAAAGCUUCUCUCCAGAGGCUGCAACUUGAGUAUGUAGAUGUCGUCUUUGCAAAUAGACCUGACAAUAAUACUCCAAUGGAAGAAAUUGUCCGAGCGAUGACACACGUGAUAAACCAAGGAAUGGCUAUGUACUGGGGAACCUCUCGUUGGAGUGCUAUGGAGAUCAUGGAAGCCUAUUCUGUCGCAAGACAGUUUAAUAUGAUCCCACCUGUAUGUGAACAAGCAGAAUAUCAUCUUUUCCAAAGAGAGAAAGUUGAAGUUCAGUUGCCGGAAUUAUACCACAAGAUAGGAGUUGGAGCAAUGACAUGGUCUCCGCUGGCCUGUGGGAUUAUCUCAGGGAAAUACGCCAAUGGAAUUCCUGAAAGCUCAAGGGCUUCUCUAAAGUGCUACCAGUGGCUGAAGGAGAAGAUUGUGAGUGAGGAUGGGAGAAAGCAGCAAACAAAGCUGAAAGAUCUCUUUCCUAUUGCAGAACGCCUUGGAUGCACACUACCUCAGCUAGCAGUUGCAUGGUGUCUACGUAAUGAAGGUGUGAGUUCUGUUCUCCUUGGCUCUUCCAACCCAGAGCAACUAAUAGAGAAUCUUGGUGCCAUACAGGUUCUUCCGAAGAUGACGUCCCACAUUGUGAAUGAGAUUGAUAAUAUUUUGGGCAACAAACCUUACAGCAAGAAAGACUACAGAUCCUAAAGCAUUGCAUGGUUAAACUGGACUGCAUGGCUAAAAUAGUGCUCUGUACCUUGUACAGUACUGAGUCAAUACUAUCAAGUUACAAUUAGAAUUACUCAGCAGUCUCUGAUUUACUAGAUUCUUCAAGGUGGUGUGCUCCACUGAGAUUCAAAAGCACAGCUGAUCUCCCUGACAGCUGAGAUCAACUUUGCUCUCUCCCCCACAACUGGAGAAUUUGAAUUCACUUUUGACUCCAUUCAAUGAGCACAAUCGAGCGGGACCUUCUCAGGUUCAAGCAUCAUUGAAAUGAGUAAGAUGUGCACAGCAGGCACUAACAUUGGACUCUGGACAACAAUGUACCAAAUGACAGGACUUUCUUCUUGUCCUCUGCAACCCUCCCAUCCACGACCCCCUCCUUGUAACCCUCAGGGGCACCAGAAUCUUCUAGCUUUCUAGAGUAGGUUUUAAGCAUGAGGGGGGCUGUAGGAAGGAGUGUGGACCCCCCCCCCAUUCCGCUGGCGGAAACAGUUCUUUGACUAUUUAUUGGCCUUUAAAGUCCUCUGGACCUAAGUAGAAUUUACCAGUGGAUUAUGCCCCCAUUAAGGUUCCUUUUUCUCAGUACUUCUUUAUGCAGUGAAAAUAUACAUGUAAAAAAACAAUAAAAGAUUUCUAAGCUUUAGAUAUUUGGAAAUUAAGAGAGGGAUGUACAGAUAUAUUUUUUCAGUGAACAAAAAGUCAGAAACAGUUAAAAAGCUUAGGGUAAAGAAACAUAAUUUCAAGUGUAAAGAAUUUCCAAAGCUGUAUGUCAAGGAUGUGUACGUUCAGAUUUUGCUUUUCCCAUUUGCAUUUUGAUGCUGAACUGAGUUCUAGUUAGCUACCCUAGUUUGUGCUCUGGCAGCAAAAGGGCUUUCCAUUUAAAGGCACCCCCUCCCCAAUAGAUUAGAUUAGAUUAGAUUAGAUUAGAUUAGAUUAGAUUAGAUUAGAUAGAUAGAUAGAUAGAUAGAUAGAUAGAUAGAUAGAUAGAUAGAUAGAGUUAGUGAAGGAAUUACAGAGAUUGGAGCCUAUGUCUGUAAAUUAUUUCAGGAUUUUACAGACAAACUAUACUGGUCAGUUGCACAUUCAUAAAAAUCGAAAGAAAGGUGUAGCCAAAGAUAAACCUGCUUAGGCUGGCAUCCUAUACAAACAUAGUAGAUCUGGAAGAAAGCCUUGUUGGAUAUAGCAGGAAUUACUUCUAAAAAUAUAUACAUACAAUUGAACUGCCAAGCAAAAUUUACAAAGCAAUUAUAUGUGUGUUUGCUCAGAAGGAAAUCCUGUUGAUUUCAAUGGAGAUAUUAGGGGAAACAAGAGCUGUCUUUUCUUGAUCAAAUGUGAUCUCUUUGGGGAGGUUUUCCAGCAGAAUAAAUUAAACAACAUGCAUUGUACUCCCAUUAAAAUAACAGAAACCUUGGCUGGACUGCAUCCAGUAUCUAUUGUGCUUUUAAAAAAAAAAAAGACAAAAGUCUGCAGUCUCAUUAUUUUUUUAAAUGCUAAUCACCAACAAAUAAACAGCUCCUCUCUGCAACAAAAUAAUAUCAGACUGAAACAGUUACCAAAACUUUGCUUGGUAGGCCAAAUUCAGAUAAAAAUUAUUCCUAUCAUCUUUAAAUGUUCUUUUAUUACAACAUGCUUUUCCUUUGGCAGUUUAUAGGCAGAGCUAGUGCACCUCGGAUUACUUAACUUUAACUAAUAUAAUGUAUUAUAAAUGUACAUAAUGUGCAGAGUUGUACAAUUUUCUGAAGAGCAGAUAUUCAUAAGGAUGAGAAACUGUUUCAUUCUUCUUUUCUCAUCUUUGUGCCAGUAUCAAUUGUAUACUGCAAUUGUGUGGGUUUUCAGAAAGCCAAAUUGUGAACAGUUCAUCAUAAAUGAAUGAAAUCCCCAACAGAUCUUUACCCAUUCUUUCUACUCCUCUUCGGUAGUAAACUUUUGUGAUGGCUUCAGCAGGGGGCUCUGUUCUGCCCCAACUCUCAGCAUGUGACUGCUGUAGUUUUCAGCCACCCUUUCCCACUUCCCAGGAAUUUCCCACUAUUGAGCCCAACAUGUCCAUAACAGUGGUGGGUGAUAAAGUCUCCCGUUGGCUUCUUGCAUGCAUCUACAGUAGCAUGCCAAAAGCUUCAAUCUUCCAUUUGCAGAUUACAAGUGGACGUAACUAUGAGUGUUGUGAAGUGCAAGUGCUCCUCUCAGCUGUCCUGACAAACCACACACCCCAAACUUGAAUCCAAAGUUGCAAGCACUUUUGAUUCAUCCAUAUCAGUUCUAUCAGCAUUCAUCUCUCCUAGGAGUAGCCUCUUUGUAAAAUUAGUAAACCUUUGUUGUUUAAGAAUGAGCCGUGUUCCCGACCCCCAUAUCUUGCAAUACAGGCAAGAAUACAUUGCAGCUGGGAAAAUCCAUUCCUCUCCUGGUAAGAAUUGGGAGUUAAAUUCACAACCACAAAAUUUGGAGAGAAAGCAUCGUCUGUUAAUUUUGUCUCUGUAAAUCUUGCCUCCUUUACAGCA
This is a messenger RNA of Sceloporus undulatus (fence lizard), 4550 nucleotides long. It is a transcript of the gene KCNAB1, whose product is annotated as potassium voltage-gated channel subfamily A regulatory beta subunit 1. Lineage: Eukaryota; Metazoa; Chordata; Lepidosauria; Squamata; Phrynosomatidae. Bases 835 to 2040 code for a protein of 401 amino acids. The record is from RefSeq and is a predicted model, not a curated record. Gene Ontology annotation, molecular function: transmembrane transporter binding; voltage-gated potassium channel activity; potassium channel regulator activity. Gene Ontology annotation, biological process: negative regulation of delayed rectifier potassium channel activity; transmembrane transport; potassium ion transport. Gene Ontology annotation, cellular component: membrane; juxtaparanode region of axon; extrinsic component of cytoplasmic side of plasma membrane. The transcript has 14 exons.